CCCGGGACCGCAGGACUCCCCGCCCCGGCCGCUGCAGCUCGCUCGUCCCCCUCCAAGAUGGAGGCUUUAGGGGGCUACCCCACCCGGUCCUCCAGCCCGAAAGCCAGGAAGCUGGGGGUCCUCCUGAGCAUGACGGUCGGCGUGGGGUGUCUGUUCCUCCUGCAGACGCAGCUGGUGAAGCCGAAGGACUUCUACUCUUUCGAGGUGAAGGACGCGAAGGGGCGCACGGUGUCUCUAGAGAAGUACCGGGGGAAGGUCUCUCUGGUUGUAAACGUGGCGAGUCGCAGCGAGCAGACGGAGGCCAACUACCGGGCUCUGCAGGAGCUCCACCGGGAGCUGGGCACCUCGCACUUCAACGUGCUGGCCUUCCCCUGCGGACAGUUCGGGGACACCGAGACCGGCAGCAGCCGGGACAUCGAGGCCUUCGCCAAGGCCACGUACGGAACCACCUUCCCCUUUUUCAGCAAGAUCAAAAUCAUGGGCUCCGAGGCAGAGCCCGCCUUCAAGUUCCUCACAGAUUCUGUACAGAAAGUUCCAAAGUGGAACUUCUGGAAGUUUCUGGUGAAUCCAGAGGGGAAGGUGGAGCGAUUCUGGCGAGCGGACGAGCCUAUGGAGAAGAUCCGACAGGACGCCACGGCGCUGGUGCGAGAAAUCAUCAUAAAGAAGCGCGUGGAGCUAUGACGGCGGAGAGCGCUGCUGCACUCUGUGCAUCCUGAACUUUGGGAGCCGGGCGCCACUUCGCUGUAGAACAGCGUCUAACAGUGAGUGCAGGUGGGACACAUCUUGC
Molecule: messenger RNA, 787 nt
Organism: Salarias fasciatus (jewelled blenny)
Lineage: Eukaryota; Metazoa; Chordata; Actinopteri; Blenniiformes; Blenniidae
Gene: gpx8
Product: glutathione peroxidase 8 (putative)
Exons: 3
Coding region: 58-681 (207 amino acids)
Biological process (GO): response to oxidative stress
Molecular function (GO): glutathione peroxidase activity
Source: RefSeq, a predicted model, not a curated record